AGUGUAGCGUCCGUAGCAGCGAAAUUAUGAUGAGCGGCGAAGGCAGGUUCGGGUUUAAGUUCAAGGCUUGAUCAUUGUAUGUGAUUUGGAAUGGGGCUCUACGUUGCUUCAGAACUGGUGUUCUUGGUAAUCAUACUCAUCCUAAACAGCAGACAAGCUCAAGGCGUUUUACAAUUCACCCAAGCCCCAAGUAAUCAGGCCGUACUCUUAAACCAGGCCCUCUGGUGGCAUUGCAUUGCCAGGGCCAGCAUCGGCAGCCAGGAACCAACCUACUCCUGGGUGCGGGACAGUCAGACGGUAAUUGGUGGCAGUGAAGGAUUGGCUGUGUACUCAAACGGGACCUUGUACAUCGAGAGGGUGACCCAGGAGUUGCUGGGGAGCUAUCGGUGUAGGGUACAGAGCGGAGUACAGAGGAUCGAGAGUGAUGAAGUGACAUUGGCUUUGGCAAGUCUUGGCGUUAGCUUCACAGCAAGCCCAAACAGUGUAACCCAAAACCUAGGCUCCUCCCUCUCACUCCAAUGCUCCAUAGCAAGCAUUCCCAUGGCAACCAUCACCUGGCAACUCAAUGGAGAUGACAUCUCCAUGACAACUGAUAUCAGCACAUCAGAGGUGGGAGGAGUCACGACAAGCGAGCUAGAGGUCAAUGAGCUGGAUCACCAAUAUGGGGGUAGUUAUCGUUGUCUGGCAACCAAUCAACUUUUGAUUGGUUUAACAAGAUACAGCUUGUUGGGAGAAGUGACUCUAAUAGGUCGACCAGGUUUCUCUAUUACUCCUGAACCUGUUACAGUGGUCUUAGGAGGGACUGCUACAUUUCUAUGUGAGGCAAAUGGAAGCCCGGCAUCAACUGUGGACUGGCUUAAUCCACAAGAUACUGUCAUUUCAACCGGCGGUAGAUUUACAGCUACCUCCUCACGGCUCACCAUCACAAACUCCCAGCAGUCGGACAGUGGGUACUACACCUGCCGGGCUACCAAUGCCUGGGGAGAGAACACGGCAUCUGCCUUGCUCACUGUCACCGACCCAACCCAGGAGAUCAUCUUUAUUGAAGUGCCGCUUGAUCAGUCUGUGGUCGUGGGAGGGAGGGUGACCUUCCCUUGCAGUGCUACGGGAAGCCCAACACCAACUAUUGAGUGGAGGAAGGAGUUGGGUGAUCUGCCCACUGAUAGGAUUCAGGAGCCAGCUAUAGGCUGGUUAAGAAUAACUGGUAUCCAGGUCACAGAUAGCGGGUUUUACGUCUGUAAAGCAAGCAACUCAAUCACAACAGUUUCUACAAGGGUUCAACUGAUUGUACAAGUGGCACCCAAUUUUACAGUACUUCCAGAAGAUUCCAUUGUAGAGACAGGAGGGGCAGCGUUACUUGAUUGUGAGGCUGAUGGCAUGCCCACCCCUGCUAUAAAAUGGAACACUCCAUUACCUGAACUAGGCAUGUUGAGUGCGUCUAGUGGACUGCAGUUCGGAGUGGAAGUGUUUUCUAAUGGCUCUCUUGCAAUUCCUUACGUCGAGAAUCGUCACGCGGGGACUUACGUCUGUUUAGCAUCCAAUACGGUAUCAUCUUCGUCAACAUCAACGUCCCUUACAGUUAGAAGUGCUCCUGUUAUCACAUCCUCUCCGAUCGACCAGACGGCUAUCGAGGGUGAGCUUGCUCGCUUCGAAUGCCGCGCUGCCGCCACGCCCACACCAGUCAUCACAUGGCUAUUCAACAGUCGACUCCUGCUGACUGAUAUCAAGUUUGAGGUACUUGGCAACGGAGAUCUUAGGAUUGAUAAUGUUGAGGAGGAUCAGGAUGGAGUCUACACGUGCAGCGCUGGUAAUGAGCUUGGAGUCAGGAAUGUUUCAGCGUAUUUGACUGUGUAUCUUCCUCCUCAGUUUGUUGUUCAUCCUGUUGACCUUACUGUUGACCCGGGGUCAAAGGUCAGAUUAGACUGUGAAGCAUCAGGUGACCCGAUGCCGUCAAUUCAAUGGCAGAAGGAUGGUAGCUCUCUAGUUCUUGAAACCAAUAUUGAAGUGCUUAGUAAUUCUAGUAUUGUAAUCGAUGGCUUACUGGAAACCAACACAGGGGAAUAUACAUGUAUAGCUACCAACGCAGCGGGGAGUAUCCAGGUCACUGCUACACUCUCCACUCCUGAUGUCCCCAAAUUCACCACUGCUCCUUCUAACACCACCGCCAACGAGUCUUACCCAAUCAGCAUGCGAUGCCGAGCCGACGCCCGCGAGACACCGAUCAUCUCCUGGUACCUGAGUGAUGCGGACGGUAGCCAAGGCGAUCGUAUCGGUCUCGGCAUCAAUCCCCCAGCGACAAGAGCAUCGCUGAGCUUUGUUUCGGUGGACGGUGACCUCGAGCUGAACCAGGUCACAAAGAGAGACGAGGGAUGGUAUCUUUGCUUAGCACAGAACAGCGCGGGCAGCAUCAGUGAGGUCGCCUAUCUCUCAGUCAAUGUCCCUCCUCAGGUAACCGGCACCAACACCCCUGUGAGUGCAAUGGAAGGGUCUGACUAUACUGUGCUCAGCUGUGAAAUUGAAGGGCAACCUACCCCUGACAUCACAUGGUUCCUUCCCAGUGAGGGGCCUGUUCCCACGGAUGCCACUAGCUACACCAGUAGCAUACAGGGUAACACUGCCUACUUGGUUGUGUACAGCCCUAAUGUGUCCCAUCACGAUGGUGACUUUGUGUGUGUCUUGUCCAACUUUCUUGGCAGUGCGAAUGCAACCGUCCGGGUUACCGUACAAGGUCGCCCUGUGCUUACUGCUGUAGAAGCAUUCCGAUCAGGUAUUAACAGCAUCACCCUCCGAUGUCAAACCAAGGGAGACCCCGCCCCUACCACCACCUGGCAGAAUGGGACCACACCCUUGCCACACCCAUCGGUGACCGGUCAUUCAGUAUCCCCUGAUGGGUCAUUGGUCAUCACCGGUCAGAGUGUUGGGGUGGAUGAUGUGUAUUCCUGUGUAGCUACCAACCAGUUUGGUUCUGUGACGGCGACACUUCAAGUUCCCGGACAGGUAGCCACACCCACAAUCUCUGACAUCACAUCAACCAGUCUGAAUCUCAGCUGGGCCACGCCCACCCCCACCAGUGACCUGCCAAUCACAGCCUACACUGUCCUAUACCAGGCUGAGUCAAGUAAUGAAUAUUCAUUAGCUGGAGAGACUGGUGACCCUUUUUACACAGUAGAAGGUCUGCAGCCCUAUACAGGGUAUCGGUUCAGAGUGCAGGCAGUGAAUGGACUAGGAGUGGGGUCGUUUAGUUCAGCUACCGGUCUUGUGUCUACAGCACAGGGAGCUCCAAGCAGACCUCGAAGCAUUGAAGUGACAGCGGUGGGAAACGUCAUCACAGUAACAUGGACAGCGCCAUCUAGGCUCAAUGGCAACACAGAUGAUAUCGUAUAUGAGGUUCUCGCCUACCCAUUGGAGAACGAGUCAGAUAUCACCAUGGUAACCGUAUCCCACAAUGCCAAUGAGCUUGGUGCCCUCGUCGAUAGCCUGGAGUACGUGACGGACUAUGAGGUCAAAGUUCGCGGGAACAGUGCUUUAAGAGAGUGGAGUCCCUAUGUAACUGCUCAGAUUACAACUGGAUACCAAGCUCCGACAUCAGCCGUGGAAAACUUUAGUGCAAAAGCAAACAGCUCAUCCUCAAUAUGGCUUGUGUGGCAGCCGACCAACGAUGAAACCUUUGAAGCGUACCUCAUCUCCUUCCGUAUCCUUAACUCAUCUGAUAUGGCCCCAGACGUUGCCCUGACGGCCCGGGAAGCAUCCUCCUAUCUCAUUGUUGGUCUACCUAGUGACACACCACAUGGAGUACGCAUGGCAUAUCAGAAUGCAGGAGGGCUGAGCCCGUUCACACGGGAGGUUAUUGUUACUACGCUAUCAGAUGAAACUACCGCAGAUCGACUCCAAGGUGGUGGUAUAAACGGUGGUAUCAUAGCAGCUAUUGUGUGUGGUAUCUUAGCUGUACUUCUUAUCCUAGCUUUACUCUCUUUUGGAAUGUUAUACUGGAAGAGAAAGAAUGAUGAUUGGUCUGGACAAAGUCACUUCAAUGUGGAUUCACUCUGGAUCAACAGACGCGGCGGCUCACAGAAAGGUGUCUACGACCUCUCCAUGGUCAACGAGAACUUCUCACCGGACGAGACUGGUAUGUCGUCCGACUCUGCAUACGAUCUGGGCGGGGCUGGAGGAGGGAGGAGAGGAGAUUCUUUAGAGGUGUCACCAAGAUCAGAAGCAUCAGAAGGAGAUGAGAAGGGAAAGAAGAAGAAAAGGAGAUGGAAGGGCUUCCCUGAUGUCAUUUACAAAAACCCUGAUAAUCCUGGUGUAGUGUUGGUCAGUCAGGCAGUGAUAGGAGAUGUAUCACCACCCCCAGUACAAGUCAACAAAGAAGAAGUCCUUUCAGAAGAUGAGGCUGAGCAAAGCGAGCCAAGACCCUUAAGUUUGGCAGAAGACUCCCUUCCACUCAGCUUCGACUCUACAUUCGAUAGGUCAGUCGGAAUUGAGGAAAACAUUUAUGUUGAGGUUGGAGAAGCCGCCACCGAGAGUCCUCCUCCUCUCAACACAAAUCCCCAUGGCAACGAAGGAGACUCCAGAGGCUUGUCGCCCGAGUUCCCGGUCUUCCCGAACGCUGAUGACAGCGUCAAGCUCUCGGACGAUCUCCACGUCGACCGCAAGCUGAUGAGGAAGAUGGAGAGGAAAGCAGAGAGAGAGCAGGAGAAGAAAGCGAGGAAGAAGGAGAGAGAGAAGGAGAGGAGGAAACAGAAGGAGACGGAGAGAGAAGAAAAGGAGAGGGAUAAGAUGUUUGGUGGAGGAAGGAGGAUGUCCGGUGGGAUCGGGAAGAUUUUCAAGAAAAAGAAAUCGGAUGAGAUUCCGUACCCCGAGACGAACUUUGGUAUAACCACGGAGAGACAAGUCGAAAAUGCUGGAAUGUUUUAAAGAUUACACUAAACUUUGAAUACCUUUAUCAUGCACACUGUAUGUGUAGUCCAGUCCAGGUCUGGUUUGACUUGUUAUGAAGUACUAGAGACACCACAAUUGUAUUAUCAUGGGAUACUACUUUUAGUAUUGCAUAUGAGUAUUCAUUUUAAACUUUAUAUACACAAGUUGUAUUACAUAUCAUCUCAAAUAUUCACUGCAUUAUAUGCAUAUCUCGGUUACUUAUAUCCGUUUAUUAUUUUCAUGCAUUCCUUUGUACUUGUAGUUUGGUGAAUAUAUACCAGGUUUACACUAAAUUGGCAUUUGGUUCAGAACCAAAAACCGAUGCAGGAAUCGGCUUUUGGUUUGCGUUUACAUGUUGUUACAGCUUACGGUUCAGAACCGCGAGCCGAUGCAAAAACAUGAAAUGAUACGC
Molecule: messenger RNA, 5329 nt
Organism: Lytechinus variegatus (green sea urchin)
Lineage: Eukaryota; Metazoa; Echinodermata; Echinoidea; Temnopleuroida; Toxopneustidae
Product: neural cell adhesion molecule L1-like
Biological process (GO): dendrite self-avoidance; homophilic cell-cell adhesion; axon guidance
Cellular component (GO): plasma membrane; axon
Molecular function (GO): cell-cell adhesion mediator activity
Source: RefSeq, a predicted model, not a curated record